Molecule: messenger RNA, 1851 nt
Organism: Pteropus alecto (black flying fox)
Lineage: Eukaryota; Metazoa; Chordata; Mammalia; Chiroptera; Pteropodidae
Gene: RAB17
Product: RAB17, member RAS oncogene family
Exons: 10
Coding region: 542-1168 (208 amino acids)
Cellular component (GO): endosome
Molecular function (GO): GTP binding; GTPase activity
Source: RefSeq, a predicted model, not a curated record
CCAGACGCUCCCCAGGGGCCCUCCCGGCUCCAAAGUUCUGUAAUUGUGCAUUUCUUUUGAAGGGGGAAUAUGCAUGUGUGUGUGGCCUGAUUACGUGCCGUGGUGGAAAUUCUCCCUAUUAAUGCUAAUACAGGAAAGCUGAUAACACGCCAGGAGAGAAGGUCAAAAGUUGGUGUAGCCGUAUAAAAAUAACACUAAUUGUGGUCCUGUGGGGUCAUGGUCAGAACGUCUGUGUGCUCGGUCUCCAUCCUCCCCACCAGGUGCCGAGCCCGACUUCGCACGCUGCACGGGAAGGCGCCUUCUGACUUAAAGAGCCACCGCCCCUCCGGCUGCCUCAGCCACCGCCCAGAGGCCUAGCGGAGGAAGCUGACCUUUCCUUACGAGGAGGAACGGCAGACAGGGCGUGUCACUGUGGGUUCUGAGGCUCUAGAUGCCACCGGAAGCUGAAAGGUUUCGAGGGUCCUGAAGCACCAACCUUGUUAGGGAAGCAGCGCCCGGGUGAUCCCGUGGGGACACGGACCUCCUCGGGACGCCGCAGGGCAUGGCGCAGGUGGACGGGGUGGCGCCGGGCCAGCCCUCCGUGUUCAAGCUGGUCCUCCUGGGAGGCGGCUCUGUGGGCAAGUCCAGCCUGGCUCUCCGGUUCGCGAAGGGCGACUUCAAGAGUAUCCUGCCGACCGUGGGAUGCGCUUUCUUCACAAAGCUGGUGGACGUGGGUGCUGCGUCUGUGAAGCUAGAGAUCUGGGACACGGCCGGCCAGGAGAAGUACCACAGCGUCUGCCACCUCUACUUCAGGGGCGCCGACGCUGCACUUCUGGUUUAUGACAUCUCCAGCAAGGACUCCUUCUGCAAGGCUCAGCAGUGGCUGAGGGACCUGGAGAAGGAGCUCCCUCUGGGAGAUGUGGUGGUCAUGCUGGUCGGCAACAAGACGGACCUCGAGGAGGAGCGUGAGGUCAGCGUCGAGGAAGGGGCGGAGUUCGCCGCGAGCCAGUGCCUGCUGUUCAUGGAAACCUCAGCCAGACUGAACCACCAGGUGACCGAGGCCUUCCAUGCAGUUGCGCAGGAGCUGGUGCGCAGGGCGGAGGAGAAGGCGGAGAAGCAGACGCCGCGGGGACGCGCACAGCUGGCGGCGAACCAGGCGCCCGGCGCGGCCAGGUGCUGCGGCCACUAGGAGCGGCCUCGGUGGGAGGGGCCGCGGGAGGGGCCCCCAGGCCCGGGCCAGGCUGUCCUCAGGGAGCCGCUGCCGGCUCUAUGUGCACAGUGGCACUCGAUUCUGACUCUCCAUGGGCGCCGGUUUGUUCCUGAGUCCUAGAAGUGGCUGGAGCUGGCACCCCUCGGAACUGGCGGGGUCGUGCAGGACAGCGCUGGUAUCAGAUGGCUCCCGGGGUGUCAGAUCCGCCUCCCAAUACCCCGACACCCCGACACAGACCGAAUCCCAAAUGGCCAGACCAGGCGCGCCCGCCCCUGCCAGGCUGGUUGUGCCCUCUGCUGCCUCCCGACGCAGAGGAAUGAAACAGGUCGGGGGUCAGGUCGGGAAUACAGGGCUCGGACCACGUGGUGGGUGGACGGCGGCCUCACGCGGGGCGCUGCACAAGACCCCGCCUGUGCCUGGGACUGGGCGGGGACCGAGCAGGCCUGGAUGGAGGUGACCAGCGACAGUCACGGGGCCGGGGACAUCUUCAGUGGGGCUCGGGGCAGUUGUCCUUGGGGAGAGGUGUCUGCCAGAGGGCUGGGGGGCUCUCCUGGCUGUGCACUUGACAAUGACAUGCUUGUGCCCGGUGAGCGUGAGGACUCAGCCCUUUAGCCUGAGGUAUAGACUGUACCACUUACGUGUUUUUCUCCAAAAAUUAAACU